This is a messenger RNA of Cooperia oncophora, 348 nucleotides long. The record is from the annotation of a GenBank genome assembly. Lineage: Eukaryota; Metazoa; Nematoda; Chromadorea; Rhabditida; Trichostrongylidae.
AUGCAACUGCUUUUAUUCCCAGCUCUGUACCUCCCCAACAACCCCGGUGAACCAUUCGUUUCACACCUAUCAAAAUACGAUGGUUAUCGGGUCGAAAAACGAAGGGAUAACAUGGCUGACUACUAUGUGAAAGAGCCGGACGAGUCUGAGCGUCUGCGAAGAGUUACCUUCAUUGCUGUCCUGAUCUCAACGACAGCGGUUCUGUCAACAGUGGUCACUCUACCGUUGAUUUACAACUACAUCCAAGCCAUGCAAACACACAUGUCAAGCGAACUGGAUCAUUGCCGGACGAAAUACAAUAUAAACGUAAAAGCAGAGGGGGAUCAGCAAACGAAAGAAGCGUAUUAG